AGGAUUGAAGUGAAGUGAAGGUGGAAUUAACUUUAUUUAUUUACAAUAUACUCGUGUGUUGUUUUCUUUUUGUGUUGAAAUAUGAAGUUGAAUUAAAAUUUUAGGCUUUCAAGCGAUGUUUGCGUUUGUUGCUUUACAUCCCAUACUGUUUACGUUCCAGUUUAUAGAGAUGAAAUAGGCUUUUGCUCAUAUCAAAAUGUCUGGUGUUGAUGAUGAGCAGAGAUCUCGUCGACGUGGUCUUCUGAAAAAAUAUUAUGGAUUCUCAGAAGAAAAUAAAGAAGGAUUUGAUCCUUACAAUAUUAAUGCUCCUGAAUUUAAUCCAGAUCUGUAUUUACAUAAGUUAUUGAAGGAAUGCAAUUUAAAUCAAUUAAUGCAAAAAGAGCAUCAAAUAUACAGACAAAUUCAGUCUUUAGACAGUGAAAUGCAAACUUUGGUGUAUGAAAACUAUAACAAAUUCAUAAGUGCCACUGACACCAUACGAAAAAUGAAAAAUGACUUUAAAAAAAUGGAAGAAGAAAUGGAUUGCCUUUCUUCUAACAUGGCCAUUAUCACAGAAUUUAGUGGUAAUAUUUCAAGCACACUUCAAGGUCGAAGGCAGCAGAUUUCAAAAUUAUCAGGCAUUCAUGCUUUGCUGAAAAAGUUACAAUUUCUUUUUGAGUUACCUCCUGGAUUAAAAAUGUGCAUAGAAAAUGGAUCCUACAGACAAGCUGUUCGAUAUUAUCUCAAAGCCCAAAAAGUUCUUCAUCAAUAUGAGCACAUGCCUUCCUUCCAUGGGAUACAGAAAGACUGUGAUAUUCUUGUAAAUGAACUCAAAAUGAAAUUGAGAGAGCAGUUCAAAUCAAAAGAUGCUUCUCCCAAACAAUUAGCUGAAUGUGUGGAUCUUCUGUUGCAGCUUGGGGAACCAACCGAAGUAUUAUGUGAUGAAUUUCUCAAACAUGCAAAAGAAAAGUUGGAUGAUGAUUUGAAAGAACUUGAAUCUCAUUUGAAUUACUCUGAGGAAAGUAUUAUUGAUAAAAGUGAAGAAACUUCCAAGAAACAAAUGGAUAUCCUUGAGUUUAUAGACUUCAGUUAUAAUAAUUUUGUCAGCAAUACAUCUCUUGUGAUUGCUUCUUACUGGGAUUUGUUUCUGCAAAAGCCUGCUGCUGAAAUUGAACACAAGAAAACUGUUGCUAUGAACAUUCCUAUGAAAAAGUUAGAAUCUUUUGUUUUCAAAUUGAUGGAGCAGUAUUUUACUUUCAUUGAGAUUAGGUUCUCAAAGGAGAAAAUGAGGUGGAACAAAUACUGGUGGAAUUCCAGUAACGAUGAUGCUAUUCUUGUACGAGCUUUAGAUAGAUUUUAUAGAAGAGUGCAAGCAAUGAACAGACUACUGCCUCACAUAGAUUUUACAUUGAGAGGCAUACAAAUUGUUCAAAAAGCUGCUCAGGAUCGCUGCAAUUACUAUUUGCAAAAAUUAAUUGAAUGCUUUUCUGCUGCAUUGGUGAAUAUGAGACAAAAUAUUGCUGCUCCUCGAAGUCUGGGCCAAGAAGGGACUAAAGCUUUAACUGAUCUUUUAAAUAUUUUUGAAUCUCAGAUUUCUAGUAGAAUAAAUACUGUGCAGGCAGACUUGCAGUUGUUCAUUCAAACUGAUAUAACAUUUGCGAUGAAAGUGCAGUUCAAAGAAGAGUUUUGCAGAGAAUAUGUGCGUGAAGGUGUGAUUAUUGCAUUCCUUAGGCACAUAAAUAAAACAUGCCAGGAAUUCUGUUCUUAUACUGAAAGAAAUACUGUUCCACCUCAAUUGAUUUUGGUAUUAUCACGAUUUUGUCUCAAUUUGGAACAAUCAUCAAUUAGUGAAUGGGUUUCAUUGGUAGAUGACAGUUUUUCUAUUUCUAAUGAUAAUGGCUUAACAAGUAUAUCGGAUAUCUGUAUGGAAACAAAAGAAGUUGCUCAGAAACUCAUUGACCAUUUUGUGAAAAUACAAGGUUUGAAUAUAUCUCAAAUGUUACGUAAAAGUGUAGAAACCCGUGAUUGGUUAAACGCUAUUGAGCCAAGGAAUGUCCGAGCAGUGAUGAAGCGAGUAGUGGAAGAUGUCACAUCAGUGGAUGCUGAAGUAGGACAAUUAUAUGAGGAAGGGAUUAGACAUGAAAGAAGUAGUGAUUCAAGCAGGCGCACUUAUCCAAGUACUGGAAGAUCUCACCGAUCCAAAUAUAAUGCUUAUGCUCCAAGUACCAUUGAUAAUAGCCUGAUGAGCAACAUCCAAAAAUUAUUUUCAGAAAAGAUAGAGAUAUUCAGCACUGUUGAAUUUUCCAAAGUGUCUGUCAUGACCGGAAUUAUAAAAAUAAGUUUGAAGACUUUUCUAGAAUGUGUACGAUUAAGAACCUUCAGUAAAUAUGGUUUGCAGCAAGUUCAAGUGGAUAUUCAUUACUUGCAGCUAUAUCUGUGGCAUUUUGUAGCUGAUGAAAACCUUGUUCAUGUCCUCUUGGAUGAAAUAAUGAGCAGUGCUGUCAACAGGUGUUUAGAACCUGUUUUAAUGGAGCCUAGUGUUGUAGAUGUGAUUUGUGAAAGAGGAUGAAUACUUUGUCUAUCAAUUGAUCCAAAUUGUUUUGUACUUAAUUAGAGAUAAUGUGUUGUAUUUAUUUGAUGAUUUAUAUUUUAUGAAUAAUAAAAUUUAUAAUUCACUUGUUAA
Messenger RNA from Argiope bruennichi, 2662 nucleotides. It is a transcript of the gene Vps51, whose product is annotated as vacuolar protein sorting-associated protein 51 homolog. Gene Ontology annotation, cellular component: membrane; EARP complex; GARP complex. Lineage: Eukaryota; Metazoa; Arthropoda; Arachnida; Araneae; Araneidae. The record is from RefSeq and is a predicted model, not a curated record. The coding region runs from base 197 to 2548 and encodes 783 amino acids. Gene Ontology annotation, biological process: endocytic recycling; Golgi vesicle transport; retrograde transport, endosome to Golgi. The transcript has 22 exons.